GAGAGGAAGAGUAGAAAAGACGGGAGCGAGAGCCUGUCGGGGAGCUAGAGAGGGAGGUGCAGGCAGGAAGCAGACUAGUUUAUUCAAGCCAGGAGGGGAUUCGCUGUAGCGCAGGCAGCCGUCGAUUAUACCCCACAGCGUCUGCGAUUUAACUGCAGCAACCAUGACAGACGCAGACAAGUUCCUCUACGUGGACCGCAACCUGAUCAACAAUCCCUUGGCGCAAGCUGAUUGGGCCUCCAAGAAGCUGAUAUGGGUCCCCUCCGAGCGUUUGGGCUUCGAGGCGGGCUCCCUGAAGGAGGAGAGCGGCGACGAGUGCCUGGUCGAGCUGGUCGACUCCGGGAAGAAGAUCAAGGUCAACAAGGACGACAUCCAGAAGAUGAACCCACCCAAGUUCAGCAAGGUGGAGGACAUGGCGGAGCUGACCUGCCUGAACGAGGCCUCCGUGCUUCACAACCUGAAGGAGAGAUACUACUCCGGCCUUAUCUAUACCUACUCUGGACUCUUUUGUGUGGUGAUCAACCCCUACAAGAACCUGCCCAUCUACUCUGAGGAGAUAGUCGAGAUGUACAAGGGCAAGAAAAGGCAUGAGAUACCCCCCCACAUCUACGCCAUCACCGACUCGGCCUAUCGCAGCAUGAUGCAGGACCGUGAGGACCAGUCCAUUCUGUGCACAGGGGAAUCUGGAGCAGGGAAGACUGAAAACACGAAGAAGGUGAUUCAGUAUCUGGCUCAUGUGGCCUCGUCCUUCAAGACCAAAAAGGACCCGAGCAGCACAGUCCUGUCACAUGGCGAGCUGGAGAGGCAGCUGCUGCAGGCCAAUCCAAUCCUGGAGGCCUUUGGCAAUGCCAAGACGGUCAAGAAUGACAACUCGUCCCGAUUCGGGAAGUUCAUCAGAAUCAACUUUGAUGUCAACGGAUAUAUUGUGGGUGCCAACAUAGAGACCUACCUUCUUGAAAAGUCUCGUGCCGUUCGUCAGGCCAAGAAUGAGCGCGCGUUUCACAUCUUCUACUACAUGUUGACAGGGGCUGGAGACAAACUGCGCUCGGAACUGUGUCUGGAGAACUAUAGCAACUACCGCUUCCUGUCAAACGGCAAUGUGACCAUUCCUGGGCAGCAGGACAAGGACCUCUUCUUGGAAACCAUGGAGGCCAUGAAAAUCAUGAGCAUUCCUGAAGACGAGCAGAUUGGUCUGUUGAAGGUGGUGUCUGCAGUUCUCCAGCUGGGGAACAUGACUUUCAAGAAGGAGCGCCAGUCGGACCAGGCCUCCCUGCCUGACAACACGGCUGCGCAGAAAGUGUGUCACCUGAUGGGUAUAAAUGUGACUGACUUCACACGAGCCAUCCUGUCCCCGCGAAUCAAAGUGGGCCGGGACUAUGUGCAGAAGGCGCAGACCCAGGAGCAGGCCGAGUUCGCCGUGGAGGCUCUGGCCAAAGCCACGUACGAGCGCAUGUUUCGCUGGUUGGUUCUGCGCAUUAACAAGGCUCUGGAUAAGACCAAGCGCCAGGGAGCCUCCUUCAUUGGCAUUCUGGACAUCGCCGGCUUUGAGAUAUUUGAGCUGAACUCCUUCGAGCAGCUGUGCAUCAACUACACCAACGAGAAGCUGCAGCAGCUGUUCAACCACACCAUGUUCAUCUUGGAGCAGGAGGAGUACCAGAGGGAAGGCAUCGAGUGGAGCUUCAUCGACUUCGGCCUGGACCUGCAGCCCUGCAUCGACCUCAUCGAGAAGCCGGCAAAUCCACCAGGUAUCUUGGCCCUGCUAGAUGAGGAGUGUUGGUUCCCCAAAGCGACAGACAAGAGCUUUGUAGAUAAGCUGGUGCAGGAACAGGGCACCCAUCCGAAAUUUCAGAAGCCCAAGAAGCUGAAAGAUGAUGCCGAUUUCUGCGUCAUGCACUAUGCUGGGAAGGUGGAUUAUAAGGCUGAUGCUUGGCUGAUGAAGAAUAUGGAUCCUCUGAAUGACAACGUGGCCACGCUUCUCAACCAGUCCUCUGACAAGUUUGUCUCUGAGCUGUGGAGAGACGUGGAUCGUAUCGUGGGUCUGGACAAAGUGGCCGGGAUGUCCGACUCGACACCGGGGGCCAUGAAGACGCGUAAAGGCAUGUUCCGCACGGUGGGCCAGCUGUACAAGGAGUCCCUCACCAAGCUGAUGACAACACUGAGGAACACCAACCCCAACUUCGUCCGCUGCAUCAUUCCUAACCAUGAGAAGAAGGCAGGUAAACUGGAGCCCCACCUGGUUCUGGACCAGCUAAGAUGCAAUGGUGUUCUGGAGGGAAUCCGUAUCUGCCGACAGGGCUUCCCCAAUAGGAUAGUCUUCCAGGAGUUCAGGCAGAGGUAUGAGAUCUUGACUCCCAAUGCUAUCCCUAAGGGUUUCAUGGAUGGCAAGCAAGCCUGUGUGCUCAUGAUCAAAGCCCUGGAGCUGGACUCCAACCUGUACCGGAUUGGCCAGAGCAAAGUGUUCUUCAGGGCCGGAGUGCUGGCUCAUCUGGAGGAGGAGAGGGAUAUGAAGAUCACCGACGUCAUCAUCGGCUUCCAGGCCUGCUGCCGAGGUUUCAUCGCUCGCAAAGCAUUUGCCAAGAGACAGCAGCAGCUGACUGCCAUGAAGGUGAUCCAGAGAAACUGUGCUGCGUACCUGAAGCUCAGAAACUGGCAGUGGUGGAGGCUCUUCACAAAGGUGAAACCACUGCUGCAGGUGAGCCGGCAGGAGGAGGAGAUGCAGGCCAAGGAUGAUGAGCUGGUCAAGGUGAAGGAGAGACAGCAGCAGGUGGAGGAGCAGCUGCAGGAGUCUGAAGUCAAAAAUUCACAGUUGAAUGCGGAGAAGGUGGCCCUGCAGGAGCAGCUGCAGGCGGAGAUUGAGCUUUUCGCCGAGGCUGAGGAGAUGCGAGCGCGCUUGGCCACCAAGAAGCAGGAGCUGGAGGAGAUCCUGCAUGACCUGGAGGCCCGAGUGGAGGAGGAGGAGGAACGGGCCGCUCAUCUGCAGAAUGAGAAGAGGAAGAUGCAGCAAAACAUCACGGACCUGGAACAGCAGCUGGAUGAGGAGGAGGCAGCCAGACAGAAGCUGCAGGUGGAGAAGGUCACUGUGGAGGCCAAGGUCAAGAAGCUGGAGGAAGAUGUCAUGGUGCUGGAUGAUCAUAACAAUAAACUCGGCAAGGAGAAAAAACUACUAGAGGAUAGAAUCUCUGAGUUCACCAUAAAUCUGGCUGAAGAAGAGGAGAAGUCCAAGAGCCUACAGAAACUCAAGAACAAGCACGAGGCCAUGAUCACAGACCUUGAAGACCGCCUGCGCAGGGAGGAGAAGCUGCGGCAGGAGCUGGAGAAGAACAGACGCAAGCUGGAGGGUGAUAGCACUGAGCUGCAUGACCAGAUCGCUGACCUGCAGGCUCAGAUUGCUGAGCUUCGUGCUCAACUGGCGAAGAAGGAAGAGGAGUUGCAGGCAGCACUGAGCCGGAUGGAAGAGGAGGCGGCCCUAAAAAAUCAGGCCCAGAAGAAGAUCCGAGAGCUGGAAGCUCAGCUCUCUGAGCUCCAAGAGGACCUGGAAUUGGAGAGGGUGGCCCGCAGCAAAGCUGAGAAGAACCGCAGGGACCUGAGCGAGGAGCUAGAAGCCCUCAAGACGGAGCUGGAGGACACUCUGGACUCCACAGCUGCCCAGCAGGAGCUCCGAGCUAAGCGUGAGUCGGAGGUCACGCAUCUGAAGAAGACCCUGGAGGACGAGGCCAAAGUGCACGAGCAACAGGUGGCUGAGAUGCGGCAGAAGCACGGUCAGGCGUUCGACGAGCUGAAUGAGCAAUUGGAGCAAGCCAAGAGGAACAAGGUGUCUGUGGAGAAGGCCAAGCAGGCUCUGGACAGCGAGCGCAACGAGCUGGCAAUCGAGCUGAAGACCCUGAUGCAGGGCAAGACCGACUCGGAGCACCGCAGGAAGAAGGUGGAGACCCAGCUGCAGGAGCUACAGGUGAAGCACGCGGAGAGUGAGAAACACCGGGUGGAGCUUUCAGAGAAGGUCACCAAGGUCCAGGCAGAGCUGGACAACGUGAACAGCCUGCUCAGCAAUGCUGAGAGCAAGUCGAUCAAAGCAUCCAAGGAUUGCUCGGCUGUCGAGUCCCAGCUGCAGGACACGCAGGAGCUGCUCCAGGAGGAAACGCGGCAGAAGCUUGCCGUGUCCACGCGUCUUCGGCAGAUGGAGGAUGAGCAGAAUAGCUUGAAAGAGCAGAUGGAGGAAGAAGAGGAGAGCAAGAAAAAUCUGGAGAAACAGCUUCUCACCUUGCAGACACAGAUGGCAGAGAUGAAGAAAAAGGUGGAGCAGGAAGCAUCGUCCCUGGAGAGUGCGGAGGAGGGUAAGCGGAGGUUCCAGAGGGACUUGGAGGCCGUGAACCAGCAGCUAGAGGAGAAGUGUGCCACCUUCGACAAGCUAGACAAGACGAAGACCCGGCUGCAGCAGGAGCUGGAUGAUCUGAUGGUAGACCAGGAUCACCUGAGGCAGACUGUGCAGAACCUGGAGAAAAAGCAGAAGAAAUUUGACCAGAUGCUGGCCGAGGAGAAGUCUGUCUCCAGUCGGUACGCAGAGGAACGAGAUCGGGCUGAAGCGGAGGCGAGGGAAAAAGAGACCAAGGCACUGGCACUGAACCGAGAGCUUGAGACUAUGGUGGAAUUCAAAAACGAGCUGGAACGGGCCAACAAACAGCUCAAAGUGGAGAUGGAGGAUCUGGUGUCAUCUAAAGAUGACGUCGGCAAGAGUGUCCACGAACUGGAGAAAUCAAAGCGAGGCAUGGAACAGCAGCUGGAGGAGAUGAAAACCCAACUGGAAGAACUGGAGGAUGAGCUGCAGGCCACUGAGGAUGCCAAGCUGAGGCUGGAGGUCAACAUGCAGGCCAUGAAAGCCCAGUUUGAGAGAGACCUGCAGGGUAGGGAUGAGAUGGGCGAGGAGAAGAAGAGACAGCUGCUUAAACAGGUGCGGGAGAUGGAGGUGGAGCUAGAAGAUGAGAAGAAGCAGCGCACUGUGGCAAUGGCUGCCCGCAAGAAGCUGGAGGCUGACCUGAGAGACCUUGAGUCUCAGAUUGACAUGGCCAACAAAGGUCGGGAAGAUGCCCUCAAACAGCUGAAGAAGCUGCAGGCCCAGAUGAAAGACGUGCUGAGGGAGCUGGAUGAGUCCCGCCUGUCCCGCGAAGACAUUUUGGCCCAGGCCAAGGAAAACGAGAGCAAAAUCAAGUCUUUGGAAACCAAUGCAAUUCACCUCCAGGAGGAGCUUGCUGCCGCAGAGAGGAUGAAAAAGCAAGCCCAGCAGGAGAGGGACGAGCUGCAGGACGAGCUGGCCAACCUUUCCUCCAAGAGCUCCCUUACGUCGGAUGAGCGACGCCGACUGGAAGCUCGCAUCACCCAGUUAGAGGAGGAGCUGGAGGAGGAGCAGAGCAACAUGGAGAUGCUGAAUGACCGCCUCAAACGUGCCAUGCUGCAGGCUGACCAGCUCACCAUAGAGCUGACGGCUGAACGCAGUGCUAGUCAGCAGCUGGAAGGGGCUCGCUCACAGCUGGAUCGGCAGAACAAGGACCUGAAACAGAAGCUACAGGACCUGGAGGGGACCGUCAAGAGCAAAUACAAGGCCAGCGUCACUGCCCUGGAGGCCAAGAUCGCUCAGCUGGAGGAGCAGCUGGACGUCGAGACCCGGGAGAGACAGCAGGCCUCCAAGAUGGUGCGACGUGUCGAGAAGAAGAUGAAGGAGGUGACCAUGCAGGUCGAGGAUGAGAGACGCAACACGGAGCAGUACAAAGACCAGGCGGAGAAGCUCAACGUCCGGAUGAAGCAGCUGAAGAGGCAGCUGGAGGAGGCGGAGGAGGAGACCUCCCGCGCCAACGUCUCCCGCCGGAAACUGCAGCGGGAGCUGGAGGACGCCACAGAGUCCGCCGACGCCAUGAACCGCGAAGUCAGCUCGCUGAAGAGCAAACUGAGAUGUGGUAAUGUCCCCUUCUCUACGCGUCGUAACGUCAACCGCCCAGGGAUGGAGAGCGAUGAAGACGGAGACGCUAAGGGUGACGCCUCCGAACACAAGCUGGAGUGACCCGACUGCAGCGUCCAAUGGCGCACAAGUGCGCCCCCCCCCCAUAUGCAUAUCCAUAUGUGCACAGGAAUGGAAUGGGAGGUGGUCGUAGCAAGUAUUAAUCAUGUCAAACUUUAUUAAUGUUAUGGUAAACACCUGCACUUGAGUGCAUUACAUACUCACACAAAUGCUUACAUGGAGAAAUUAUGCCACAUGGUCACGUGAUAGAUGUGUAAAGAGGGUCUUGUCUGCCUUGUUUAAAUUAAGGACACAUCACAAAUGCAAAAAUAUGGGCCAAACUUCUUUCCCUUCUCAAACUUGAAUAUCUUCUUGAAUGUGAAUUAUUUUUGUAACAACGCAUAAACUGGAAUAUACUUGCCACUUAUCUAUUUUUCUACUGGAUUUUUUGAAAAGGCAAAUUGUCGACUGAAAUAGCCAAAGCAGUACUGUAGUAUGCAGUGGAGGUAUUGGUUUGCUGUGCUUAACGGCAUGAAAAGGGCAAUGUCACUAAUUUUACUAAGCAGUUAAUCUAUACUAGGUUGUAAUGUUUAUCAAUGGUGUUGCAUUUAAGAUAUCUGCCUUUUACAAUGCACACAACUGCACUGAAGGUUGCAGUGUGGUGGUUUGAGGAAUUUUGGUGACGUUUGUCUGGGUGCAUCAUUCUGUGCAGUCCGAUUACCUUAUGGUUAGGAAUGCUCUUAUGCCAACUUUCCACUUGUACACCAGUUUUGUUAACUAGGAUAAGUUAUUUUAGCCUAUUGUGCUGAGAAGGCUAAAUAUUUCACUCUUCCCUUCACGUGCAUCUAGGUAUGUUCCGGGUGUUUGGGUUCUCCUGUGAAAGCUACAAAUCGAGCUAACACUGUGACCUAUACUUUGUAGAGGAGCAUAUGAAAGACCUCCAACUUGGCCUUUUUGAGAUUUUUAUACUCUAGUUUCUUAAUGUUACAGCAUCUCAUCCUUGUACUUUUUUUCCCCCCCCCCCUUUAUGCGAAUGGAGGAAUUGGAACUUAUCUGCUUUGGGCUACUCAUUUUAUCUUGUGAUGUUUUGUAUUGGGAUGAAUUGCUUUAUCAAAGUAAGAUUUGUACCACUACAAGCACCACAACUCUCUUGUAACGCAAACUUUGUCUUCCCUGUCACCACAAAGUCACUUCAAUUAAAUAAAACUUUCUUUGUACAUUG
Molecule: messenger RNA, 7208 nt
Organism: Paramormyrops kingsleyae
Lineage: Eukaryota; Metazoa; Chordata; Actinopteri; Osteoglossiformes; Mormyridae
Product: myosin-9-like
Cellular component (GO): cytoplasm; myosin filament; myosin II complex
Molecular function (GO): ATP binding; actin filament binding; microfilament motor activity
Source: RefSeq, a predicted model, not a curated record